Anthonomus grandis grandis is the source of this 507-nucleotide messenger RNA. Its product is annotated as small nuclear ribonucleoprotein F-like. Gene Ontology annotation, biological process: spliceosomal snRNP assembly; mRNA splicing, via spliceosome. Lineage: Eukaryota; Metazoa; Arthropoda; Insecta; Coleoptera; Curculionidae. Bases 143 to 409 code for a protein of 88 amino acids. The record is from RefSeq and is a predicted model, not a curated record. The transcript is spliced from 2 exons. Gene Ontology annotation, molecular function: RNA binding. Gene Ontology annotation, cellular component: U1 snRNP; catalytic step 2 spliceosome.
GCUCUAACCUAAUUUACCUAAUCUUGGUUAUGGUUUGUUUACAGUUUAUGAACGUUUCCCUCUUUUCGAAUACCUUGUGAUACUGCUAAAUAUAUUAGCACUGAUCUAAAGAAUUUAAAUAAGACAAAAUCCAAAUCUGAAAAUGGCCGCGGCUAUGCCAAUAAACCCCAAACCGUUCCUGAACAACCUUACCGGCAAAGCGGUGUUUGUGAAGUUAAAGUGGGGCCACGAAUACAAAGGGUAUUUGGUGUCCGUGGACGGCUACAUGAAUCUACAGCUGGCAAAUUGUGAAGAAUUUAUUGAUGGUGAUGCUACAGGUAACUUAGGAGAAGUCUUUAUCAGAUGUAACAAUGUCAUGUUCAUUAGAGGUGCAGAAGAGGAAGACGAAGAAGGUGAAAUGAGAGAAUAGGCUGAUGCCUCUGUAUAUCUAUUGUACUUCUGCUUAAAUUUUUUUUUAACAUUGUACCUGUAUUUUCUAAUAAAAUAACCCAAAAGUACUGUAUACAA